Messenger RNA from Hansenula ciferrii, 435 nucleotides. It is a transcript of the gene COX13, whose product is annotated as cytochrome c oxidase subunit VIa. The transcript has a single exon. The record is from RefSeq and is a predicted model, not a curated record. Bases 1 to 435 code for a protein of 144 amino acids. Lineage: Eukaryota; Fungi; Ascomycota; Saccharomycetes; Phaffomycetales; Wickerhamomycetaceae. Gene Ontology annotation, biological process: mitochondrial electron transport, cytochrome c to oxygen. Gene Ontology annotation, cellular component: mitochondrial inner membrane. Gene Ontology annotation, molecular function: enzyme regulator activity.
AUGUUCAGAAACGUCAUUUCUAAACAAAGAGGAGCAAUCCGUCAACAAAUCAGAACUAACCAUCACGGUCAUCAUCAAGAAUUACCACCAUGGGCUUUUGAACAAGCUUAUCCAAAAGGUGGUGACAAGAAAGCUGCUGAAGCUUUUAAAUCUCAUGCAAAACAUGAAAAAGAACAUGCUGAAGGUACUACAAAUUUAUGGAGAAAAAUCUCAUUCUUCAUUGCUGCUCCUGCUAUUGUUGCUACUGCUAUUAAUACAUAUUAUGUUGAAGCUGCUCAUGCUAAACAUCGUGAACAUUUAGCUCAUGUUUCUGAUGAAGAUUGGCCAAAACAAUAUGAUUUCCAAAAUAUUAGAUCAAAAUCUUUCUUUUGGGGUGAUGGUGAUAAAACUUUAUUUUGGAAUCCUGUUAUUAAUCGUCAUCCAAAAUCUGAUUAA